Aspergillus puulaauensis is the source of this 1617-nucleotide messenger RNA. RefSeq names its product epsin-3, clathrin recruitment and traffic between the Golgi and endosome (gene ENT3). Gene Ontology annotation, molecular function: phospholipid binding; clathrin binding. Gene Ontology annotation, biological process: endocytosis; Golgi to endosome transport. The coding region runs from base 1 to 1617 and encodes 538 amino acids. NCBI's taxonomy places the organism in Eukaryota, Fungi, Ascomycota, Eurotiomycetes, Eurotiales, Aspergillaceae. Gene Ontology annotation, cellular component: endosome; clathrin vesicle coat; plasma membrane. The record is from RefSeq and is a predicted model, not a curated record. The transcript has 5 exons.
AUGGAUUUCGAUAACCUCAAGAACCAGGUCAGCAACCUGACCUUGUACGAUCUCAAGGCGGGAGUGCGCAAGGUCCAGAAUGCUGUCAUGAAUUACACUGAGAUGGAGACCAAGGUCCGAGAAGCUACAAACAAUGAGCCUUGGGGUGCCUCCACAACGUUGAUGCAGGAAAUUGCUACUGGGACCCAUCACUACCAACUACUUAACGAGAUUAUGCCUAUGAUCUACAAGCGAUUCACGGACAAGACAUCAGAGGAAUGGCGACAAAUCUAUAAGGGUCUCCAACUUCUUGAAUUCCUGAUUAAAAACGGAUCAGAACGUGUUGUCGACGAUGCCAGAUCUCACCUGUCCCUCAUUCGCAUGCUCCGUCAAUUCCACUACAUCGACCCGAAUGGCAAGGAUCAAGGAAUCAACGUGCGGAACCGUGCGCAGGAGCUGGUUAAGCUGCUGGGUGACGUCGAACUGAUCCGUGCUGAAAGAAAGAAGGCCAGGGCUAAUCGUAACAAAUUCCGUGGAUUUGAGGGCGGAGCCGGAGUUGGAGGUGGUAUCGGCGGCGGGAUCGGAAGCUCUGGAGGGGGUCGAUAUGGAGGCUUCGGCAGCGAGAGCCUCUCCUUUGGCGGAUACAGCGGAGGUGUCUACGGGGACGGCGGUGGCUUUGGAGGCGCAGCCGGGGACUUUGAGGAUUCCGGACGACGCUCCAAUCGGUUUGACGAAUACGACGAGUACGAUGAGGCAGACGCUGCCCCUGCCCGGAGACGUGCCGCCAGUCCUCCCCGUACCCAACGAGAAGCCAAAAAACCUGAGGCCCCGAAGGCGCCUGAGCCAGAUCUACUCGAUAUCCUCGAUGAUGAACCCACCGCUGCCGCACCGGCCCCUGCGCAAACUAGUUCCUCCGUUGCCGCUGGGAAGCAGCCUGCAAGCAGCAAUGGCCUUAAUAUGCUAGACCCUGCGCCGGCUGAUGAUGACGAUGACUUCGAUGAUUUCCAGUCGGCCCCCCAGGCAGCUCCCUCCAACACAUUUGGUAUCCCACCACCUGCCUCAACCGUUAGCACGAAUUCCACCACCCAGUUUGCUGCCCCACGGCCCGUGUCGGGAACACAAGGGUCGAACUUGGACGGCAUUGUUGGGUUCACUUCGAUGACACCAACACCGACCUCGAGUGGAUUCGCAUCCCCUACACUUUCUACUCAAAACUCGAAGCCCGCCGCGCAGCCCAAACCUUCCGGGUACCAGGCGGCAACCCCCAACUACUUCACCUCUGUUGCCACCCAGCAGGCACCGUCUUUGGGCCACCGACCGGCAAUGCCAUCCACUUCAUCUUUCUCAUCUGCCACUAGCCCUGCCACCCCAACUGCAGGAAGCAAGCCCGCGGCGUCAAAGCCUUCCGGCGACGCGUUUGGAUCCCUGUGGUCGUCAGCCAGCGCCAGUGCAGGAAUUCAGAAAUCCUCAUCUAACGCCAGCAAAGGGCCGAACUUGGCAAGCAUGGCGAAGGAGAAGGCAAGCGCAGGUAUCUGGGGUGCACAGUCAUCUGGGCUUUCCUCUCAAGCGCCCUCCCAACAGUCAUCGCAGCAAGCACCAAAAACUGGUAGCUCCGGGCUGGAUGACUUAUUGGGGUAA